Molecule: messenger RNA, 14982 nt
Organism: Strongylocentrotus purpuratus (purple sea urchin)
Lineage: Eukaryota; Metazoa; Echinodermata; Echinoidea; Camarodonta; Strongylocentrotidae
Gene: dync1h1
Product: cytoplasmic dynein 1 heavy chain 1
Exons: 91
Coding region: 110-14068 (4652 amino acids)
Biological process (GO): microtubule-based movement
Cellular component (GO): dynein complex
Molecular function (GO): minus-end-directed microtubule motor activity; dynein light intermediate chain binding; ATP hydrolysis activity
Source: RefSeq, a predicted model, not a curated record
AUUGAUCGGUCUUUCUGUGUGUUGCCUAUGUGGAAGGGAACAACUAGAAAUCGACAUCUUCUCAUUAAAUUGAUGUUUUAGCUGUUAUUAUAACAGAUGCUUCGGCAUCAUGGCUGAUAACAGCGACACAGAAAGUCAAAGCUCUCAGGCUGUCGCGGAUGUGACAGUUUUGAUUGAUUAUUUGCGUAAAAUCGUACCUUUGUUGUUGGAAGAUGGAGAGCCGUCUGCUGCUUUGGACAACGCCCUUGCGCACAGAGUGCACCAGGAAUACAUGAAAAAGUUCCUGUCAGAUGUUCAGUCUCCAAGUCUACUGAUUGCGAGAAGUGUAACAAAAGAUGAAGAGGAAGAGGAGAACACAGACUCUCCUGAUGCUCCAGGAGACGAACCAGAGGUCACCUACACUGUUGGUGUUGAGGUUCAAUUCUACAACAGCAAGAUGGCAAGUUUGGUGUUCCUGAAGAAGGGGCUCAUCAUUGAUGCAGACAAGUGUAUCUCAAGCCAGCUCCGUGUCAUCAACCUGAGUGAGGGCUCUCCCUUUGAGACACUCCACGCCUAUGUCAGCACAGCAGUUGCACCCUACUUCAAGUCCUAUGUGAGAGCAUCUGGAAAAGUUGACAGGGAUGGAGAUAAGAUGGCUCCCUCUGUGGAGAAAAAGAUCGCCGAGCUCGAGAUGGGUCUCCUCCAUCUCCAGCAGAACAUUGACAUUCCCGAUGUCACCCUACCCAUCAAUCCGGUAGUUUCUACCAUGAUCAGGAAGUGUGGAGAUGAGGGUCGCAAGCCAAAGGUCAUCGACUUUGCUGACAAGGCCGAGGAUUCCACCUUCCUCAACACCCUACAGCAUGGAGUCAACCGAUGGAUCAGGGAAAUACAGAAGGUCACUAAAUUGGACAGAGACCCAGCCUCAGGCACUGCCCUGCAGGAGAUCAGCUUCUGGCUCAACCUGGAGCGUGCCCUGCUCAAGAUCCAGGAGAAAAGAGAGAGUCCAGAAGUGGCCCUGACCUUAGACAUCCUAAAGCAUGGCAAGCGCUUCCACGCUACUGUCAGUUUUGACACAGACACUGGCCUGAAGCAAGCUCUUGCCACAGUUGCCAACUACAGUCCCCUGAUGAAGGACUUUCCCCUCAAUGACCUCCUGUCCGCCACUGAGCUGGACCGCAUCCGCCAAGCCUUGGUGGCUAUCUUCCUCCACUUGCGCAAGAUCCGUAACACCAAGUACCCCAUCCAGCGUGCACUUCGUCUGGUUGAAGCCAUCUCUAGAGACCUUAGCUCUCAGCUGCUGAAGGUCCUUGGUACUCGUCGUCUGAUGCACAUCAGCCACGAGGAGUUUGAGAAGGUGAUGAAUGCUUGUUUUGAGGUGUUCGGCAGGUGGGACGAUGAGUACGAGAAGCUACAAUCACUCCUGAGGGACAUCGUCAAGAAGAAGAGAGAGGACAGUCUGAAGAUGGUGUGGAGGGUCAACCCAGCUCACAAGAAGCUCCAGAAUAGACUUGAACAGAUGAGGAAGUUCCGUCGCCAACAUGAGCAGCUACGAGCAGUGAUUGUCCGUGUGUUGCGCCCAGCUGUCACUGCUCAGGUGCCCAGCAGCCCUGGGGCUACCCCAAGCGAGGAACCAUCCCAGGCUAAACUCAAUGAACUCAUGAUGGAUUCUGCUGAUGCCAAUGCCAUAGAGGAAGUGAACCUGGCCUACGAGAAUGUGAAGGAAGUGGAUGGUCUGGAUGUUAGCAAGGAAGGAGCGGAAGCAUGGGAGGCUGCCAUGAAGCGAUACGACGAGCGAAUCGACCGUGUCGAGACCCGUAUCACAGCUCGUCUCCGUGACCAGCUUGGCACAGCUAAGAACGCCAACGAGAUGUUCCGCAUCUUUUCUCGCUUCAAUGCCCUGUUUGUUCGCCCUCACAUCCGCGGUGCCAUCAGGGAAUACCAGACCCAGCUCAUUCAGAGGGUCAAAGAUGACAUUGAGUCCCUGCAUGACAAGUUUAAGGUGCAAUACCCCCAGAGCAAGGCAUGCAAGAUGAGCAAAGUGAGAGAUCUACCACCCGUUUCUGGAUCCAUCAUCUGGGCAAGACAGAUUGACCGCCAGCUUGGAGCCUACAUGCACCGUGUCGAGGAUGUCCUUGGCAAAGGAUGGGAGAACCAUGUAGAGGGUCAGCGAUUGAAGGCUGAUGGUGAUAGCUUUAGGGCCAAGCUGGACACACAAGAGCUCUUUGAUGAAUGGUCUAGAAAGGUCCAAAUGCGCCAGCUGGGUGUAUCCGGUAGGAUCUUCACCAUUGAGAGCAUCAGGGCCAGGAUCGGAGCCAAGGCUGCUAACGCACUCAGACUCAAAGUCAACUUCCUACCAGACAUCAUCACUCUCUCCAAAGAGGUGCGCAACCUAAAAUGGAUGGGAUUCCGUGUCCCUCUGGCUAUCAUCAACAAAGCCCACCAGGCUAACCAACUCUACCCCUUCGCCAUCUCCCUCAUUGAGAGUGUACGCACGUACGAGCGCACCAAUGAGAAGGUUGAGGAGCGCUUUUCCAUCACCCUCUUGGUGGCUGGUUUGAAGAAGGACGUCCAAGGACUCGUCUCAGAGGGAUCUCAUCUUGCAUGGGAAUCUUACAAGCUAGACAACUAUGUGCAGAAGCUGUCUGAGGCUGUCUUCAACUACCAGGAGAAGGUGGACGACCUGCUAGUGAUUGAGGAGAGAAUCGAUGAUGAGGUCCAUGCUCUUGACACCUGCCAGUACGCCCCCAUCAUCCUGGCCGAGAUCUUGAGUAAAGUCCAGAAGGCAGUCGAUGAUCUCAGUCUUCACUCUUACUCCAACCUGCCACAAUGGGUGGCCAAGCUUGAUCAAGAGGUUGAGAAGCGCCUAGCCAAACGUCUGGAAGCUGGCAUCCGGGCCUGGACCAAGUGCCUCCUUGGUGAGGAUGGACAAGGUAUGGAGGACAACAUGGACACUGAUGGACCAGCUAAAGUCAGACCAGGAGGAGAUCCCAAGAUCACGGGUCUGAUCCAUGAGAUCCGCAUCACCAACCAAGUGAUGUACCUCUCACCUCCUGUGGAAGAGGCACGCUAUCAGCUCAUGCAACAGCUCUUCAACUGGGAGGGUAUCAUCAUCAACCAGAGGAGGCUAGAGAGCUCCAGAUACCAGGUUGGCGUAGAGCAGCAUGAAUCAAGCAAGGCACAGAUCUACCGCAAUCUUCUGUGCAAGCUGCCCGAUGGUCCAGCAGUUCUGGAGGAAGCUUACCGAGCCAUUGACAAGAUCCUCAAACGUGUCCAAGACUAUGUCAAGGAAUGGCUCCAGUUCCAGUCCCUGUGGGACAUGCAGCCUCACAAUGUCUAUGACCGAGUCGGUGAUGACAUGAACAAGUGGAUGAUGCUUCUUCAGCAGAUCAGGCAAUCUCGCACCACCUUCGACAAUGCAGAGACCAGGAAGGAGUUUGGACCCAUUGUUGUGGAGUAUGGGAAGGUCCAGUCCAAGGUGAACAUGAAGUAUGACUCGUGGCACAAGGAGAUCCUGAGCAAGUUUGGCAACAUGCUCGGUUCGCAGAUGACAGAGUUCCAUGGUGCUGUCUCCAAGUCUCGCACUGAUCUUGAGCAGCACUCUGUGGACACAGCAAGCACAUCAGAUGCUGUCACCUUCAUCACCUACGUCCAGAACCUCAAACGCAAGUACCGUGCCUGGGAGAAGCAGGUCGAGAGCUACCGAGGUGGACAGAAGCUGCUGGAGCGUCAUCGCUACCAGUUCCCAACCAGCUGGCUCUACGUAGACAACAUCGAAGGAGAAUGGGGAGCCUACAAUGAGAUCAUGAAGCGCAAGGAAGGAUCCAUCCAGACACAGGUAGCCAGUCUCCAGAUGAAGAUUGUGGCAGAGGAUAGAUCUGUGGAAGCCAGGACUACUGAGCUGCUAGCUGAGUGGGACAAGGGCAAACCCAUCCAGGGUGACCUGAAACCUGACACAGCCACCAACAGCUUGUGGAUCUUUGAGGGCAAGUUCACUCGCCUCACAGAGGACAGGGACAAUGUAGCCAAGGCUAAGGAAGCUCUAGAGCUGCAGGAACUUGGUACUGUGAGUUCCAGUGAAGAGAGAGUCCAGGUAGCAUUAGAAGAGCUCCAGGACCUGAAGGGAGUCUGGUCAGAGCUGCAGAAGAUCUGGGAACAGAUUGAUGAACUCAAGGAGAAACCAUGGCUCUCCGUCGCUCCUCGCAAGCUUCGUCAGAGCAUUGACAGCCUGACCAAUGGACUGAAGGCCCUUCCAUCCAGACUCAGGCAGUACUCAUCCUAUGAACAUGUCCAGAAAGUGCUCAAGGGAUAUGCCAAGGUGAACAUGCUGGUGACAGAGCUCAAGUCUGAAGCCCUGAAGGAGCGUCACUGGAAGCUGCUGAUGCGCAGGCUGAGGGUUAACUGGGUUCUGUCGGAGCUGACCCUAGGCCAGGUCUGGGAUGUGGACCUUCAGAGGAACGAGCCCAUCGUCAGGGACAUCAUCAUGGUAGCUCAGGGAGAGAUGGCCCUGGAGGAGUUCUUGAAGCAGGUGCGUGAAUCAUGGCAGACUUACGAGCUGGACCUCAUCAACUUCCAGAACAAAUGUCGCAUCAUCCGAGGUUGGGAUGAUCUCUUCAACAAGGCCAAGGAACACAUCAACAGUGUGGCUGCCAUGAAGCUCUCUCCUUACUACAAGGUAUUUGAGGAGGAAGCACUGACCUGGGAAGAGAAGCUGAACCGCAUCAACGCUCUCUUUGAUGUCUGGAUAGAUGUCCAGAGACGAUGGGUGUACCUGGAAGGCAUCUUUUCAGGAUCAGCUGACAUCAAGCAUCUCCUACCAGUGGAGACACAGAGAUUCUCAAGCAUCAGCACUGAGUUCCUAGCCCUGAUGAAGAAGGUAGCCAAGGCACCCCUGGUCUUGGACGUGGUCAACAUUCCUGGAGUACAGCGCUCCCUGGAGAGACUGGCUGACCUUCUGGGCAAGAUCCAGAAGGCUCUCGGAGAGUACCUCGAGCGAGAGAGGGCCUCCUUCCCAAGAUUCUACUUUGUAGGAGAUGAGGACUUGCUGGAGAUCAUCGGUAACAGCAAGAAUGUGGAGAAACUCCAAAAGCAUUUCAAGAAGAUGUUUGCUGGGGUAUCCACCCUUACUCUCAGUGAGGACGCCACCCUGGUCCUUGGUCUCGCAUCACGCGAGGGAGAGGAGGUCACCUUCAAGACACCAGUGUCCAUCAAGGAGCAUCCCAAGAUCAAUGAAUGGUUGACCCUGGUAGAGAAUGAGAUGAGGGUCACUCUGGCCAAGAGUCUGGCCACUGCUGUGUCCGGUAUCACACAGUUCAAGGAAGGAGACAUUGAAUCUGAGAAGUAUCUGACAUGGGUCGACCAGUAUCAGGCCCAACUUGUGGUGCUGUCGGCCCAGAUCUCCUGGUCAGAGAGCACAGAUAAGGCUCUGGCAGCUGUGGAGAAGGAUGGAGGUAAGGACAUGAAGCCAGUAGAGGGUGUCCUUCAGACUGUCAACAAGACCCUCCAAGUUCUGGCUGACUCUGUCCUUCAGGAACAACCAGCUGUCAGGAGGAAGAAGCUUGAACAUCUGAUCACUGAGUUGGUCCACCAACGUGACGUGACUCGCAAGAUGAUCCAGGACAAAGUGGCUGGACCCAACGACUUCCAAUGGCUGUCCCAGAUGCGCUUCUACUUUGAUCCCAAGCACUCUGAUGUACUCCAGAUGCUCAGUAUCCAGAUGGCCAAUGCCCGCUUCAACUAUGGCUUUGAGUACCUAGGUGUCCAGGACAAGCUUGUCCAGACACCACUGACCGAUCGUUGCUACCUGACAAUGACACAGGCCCUUGAAGGACGUCUAGGAGGAUCACCAUUUGGUCCUGCUGGUACAGGCAAGACAGAGUCUGUGAAGGCUCUUGGACAUCAGCUGGGUCGCUUUGUGCUGGUCUUCAACUGUGAUGAACGCUUUGACUUCCAGGCCAUGGGUCGUAUCUUCGUUGGUCUGUGUCAAGUGGGAGCAUGGGGAUGCUUUGAUGAGUUCAAUCGUCUAGAGGAGAGGAUGCUGUCUGCUGUCUCUCAGCAGAUCCAGACCAUCCAGGAAGCACUCAAGGAACAGCUCCUAGAUGGCAAGAAGGGUGAGCAGAUCUUGGUGGAGCUGGUAGGCAAGCAGGUGAAGGUCAACCCAGACAUGGCCAUCUUCAUCACCAUGAACCCUGGUUACGCUGGCCGCUCCAACCUACCUGACAACCUCAAGAAGCUCUUCCGUAGCUUGGCAAUGACCAAGCCAAACCGUCAGCUCAUCUCACAGGUUAUGCUCUACUCACAGGGAUUCAGGACUGCUGAGAAGCUGGCCUCCAAGGUGGUGCCUUUCUUCCAGCUUUGUGAUGAGCAACUGUCCUCGCAGUCUCACUACGACUUUGGCUUACGAGCCCUGAAGAACGUACUUGUCAGUGCCGGUAAUGUGAAGAGAGACCACAUCAUACGUGUCAAGGAGCAGAGGGCAGAGAGGGGUGAAGAUGUAGAUGAAGGUUCCAUCACUGAGAAUCUUCCAGAACAAGAGAUCCUGAUCCAGAGUAUCUGUGAGACGAUGGUACCCAAACUGAUCGCUGAAGACAUCCCUCUGCUCUACAACCUGCUAUCAGAUGUGUUCCCUGGCAUCUCCUACACCCAGGCAGAGAUGAAGGGACUCAGGAGAGAGUUGGCCAAGGUCUGUGAGGAAAUGCACCUCACCUACGGAGAAGGAGAUGAAAUUGGAACCUCAUGGGUUGAGAAGGUGCUCCAACUAUACCAGAUCUCCAACCUGAACCAUGGUCUGAUGAUGGUGGGUCCCAGCGGCAGCGGCAAGAGUACCGCCUGGCGUGCACUGCUCAAGGCUCUUGAGAGACUGGAAGGUAUUGAGGGCGUGGCUCAGGUCAUUGACCCCAAGGCUAUCUCCAAGGAAGACCUCUAUGGUACACUGGACCCCAAUACCAGGGAAUGGACUGACGGUCUCUUCACGCACUUCCUCAGAAAGAUCAUUGACAAUGUUCGUGGUGAGAUCAACAAACGUCAAUGGAUCAUCUUUGAUGGUGAUGUUGACCCAGAAUGGGUUGAGAAUCUCAACAGUGUACUGGACGAGAACAAGCUACUCACCCUGCCCAAUGGAGAACGUCUUGGCAUACCUCCUAAUGUGCGUAUCAUGUUUGAGGUACAGGACCUUCGCUACGCCACCCUGGCCACUGUCACCCGCUGUGGCAUGGUGUGGUUCAGUGAGGACGUACUCAGUACUGAGCUCAUCUUUGAGAACUUCUUGACCAAGCUUCGCUGUGUUCCCCUGGAGGAAGGAGAGGAUAAGACCUACAAAAGCAGGGAUUCUGGAGAGAAGGAGGAUGUACUUUCACCUGUCAUGCAGGUUCAAGUGGACAGUGCCAAUGUAUUUGGUCCCCACUUCUCAUCUGACGGUGUGGUGAUACGUUGCCUUGAGUACGCAGCCAAGCAGGACCAGCACAUCAUGGACUUCACUCGCUUGAGAGCGCUCAACUCUCUCUUCUCCAUGCUUCAUCAGUGUAUACGCAACAUCAUCCAGUACAACCACACACACAGUGACUUCCCCAUGCAGUCGGACCAACUAGAGAAGUAUGUGUCCCGUUACCUGAUCCAUGCUCUCCUCUGGUCAUUCACUGGAGACAGCAAGAUGAAGGCAAGGACGGAAUUUGGAGAUUUCAUCCGUGGUAUCACCACCAUCCCUCUACCGGCUCAACAGACUAUACCUAUCAUCGACUUUGAGGUAUCUAUAUCAGGUGAAUGGGUUCCAUGGCAAUCCAAGGUGCCUCAGAUUGAGGUGGAGACUCACAAGGUAGCUGCCCCUGAUCUAGUGGUACCCACGCUUGACACCGUCCGUCAUGAGGCCCUUCUCUACACCUGGCUAGCGGAGCACAGACCCAUGGUGCUGUGUGGACCCCCUGGCAGUGGGAAGACCAUGACGCUCUUCAGUGCUCUCAGGGCCCUGCCAGACAUGGAGGUUGUUGGAUUGAACUUCUCCAGUGCCACCACCCCAGAGCUGAUGCUGAAGACCUUUGAUCACUAUUGUGAGUACCGACGUACCCCCAAUGGAGUUGUCCUAGCCCCGGUCCAGUUGGGCAAGUGGCUGGUGGUCUUCUGUGAUGAGAUCAAUCUGCCCGACAUGGACCAGUAUGGAACCCAGAGGGUCAUCUCCUUCUUGCGUCAGAUGUUGGAGCAUGGAGGCUUCUACCGCACAUCAGAUCAGGCUUGGGUCAAGUUUGAACGCAUCCAGUUUGUUGGUGCUUGCAACCCUCCAACAGAUCCUGGCAGAAAACCACUUUCACACAGGUUCUUGCGUCAUGUGCCGGUAGUAUACGUGGACUACCCAGGCCCAGCAUCACUGACCCAGAUCUACGGUACAUUCAACCGUGCCCUUCUGCGUCUCAUCCCUAGCUUGCGUACCUAUGCUGAACCUCUCACCAAUGCUAUGGUGGAGUUCUACACUAUCUCACAAGAACGCUUCACUCAAGACAUGCAACCCCAUUACAUCUACAGUCCUCGUGAGAUGACUCGUUGGGUGCGUGGCAUCGUCGAAGCACUGCGCCCUCUGGAGUCUCUGUCUGUAGAGGGUCUGGUUCGCAUCUGGGCUCAUGAGGCUCUACGUCUCUUCCAAGACAGGCUUGUUGAGGAUGAGGAGAGGAUGUGGACAGAUCAGAACAUUGAUGCGAUUGCUAUGAAACACUUCCCCAACAUCACCAAGAAGGAGGCUCUUGGUAGACCCAUCCUCUUCAGCAACUGGCUCUCCAAGGAUUACAUACCGGUGGACCAAGAGGAGCUCAGGGACUAUGUCAAAGCUAGACUCAAGGUGUUCUAUGAGGAGGAGCUGGAUGUACCCCUGGUUCUGUUCAACGAAGUCUUGGACCACGUCCUACGUAUUGACAGAAUCUUCAGACAACCACAGGGUCACUUGCUUCUGAUUGGAGUGAGUGGUGCAGGAAAGACAACACUUUCACGCUUUGUAGCCUGGAUGAAUGGUCUCAGCAUCGUCCAAGUCAAGGUACACAACAAGUACACUGCAGCAGACUUUGAUGAGGACCUGAGAAUAGUGCUUCGUAGAUCUGGUUGUAAGGAUGAGAAGAUUGUGUUCAUCAUGGAUGAAUCCAAUGUCCUGGAUUCCAGCUUCCUGGAGAGGAUGAACACCCUGCUAGCAAAUGGAGAGGUGCCAGGUCUGUUUGAAGGAGAUGAAUACACCAUGCUGAUGACCCAGUGCAAGGAAGGUGCCCAGCGCAUGGGCCACAUGCUGGACUCUACCGAAGAGCUUUACAAGUGGUUCACUGGUCAGGUCAUCCGCAACCUCCAUGUGGUGUUCACCAUGAACCCGUCUUCAGAAGGUCUCAAGGAUAGAGCUGCCACAUCACCAGCUCUCUUCAACAGAUGUGUGUUGAACUGGUUUGGAGAUUGGACCACCCAUGCCCUCUUCCAAGUUGGUAGAGAGUUUACCAACAAGGUGGAUCUGGACAAGUCAGAUUACAUCGCACCAGACUAUCUGCCUGUAGCCUACGAGGGCGUUUCACAGCACCCAACUCAUCGUGAUGCCAUCGUCAAUGCCUUUGUGUUUGUCCACCUGACCUUACACCAAGCCAAUCAGAGACUCCAGAAGAGAGGUGGGCGUGUCAUGGCUAUCACCCCUAGGCAUUACCUGGACUUCAUCCACCACUAUGUGAAGCUGUACACUGAGAAGCGCUCAGACCUAGAGGAGCAGCAGCUCCAUCUCAACGUUGGUCUCCAGAAGAUCAAGGAGACGGUGGAGCAAGUAGAGGAGCUUCAGAAGAGCCUUGCACUCAAGAGUCAGGAGCUGGUGGCCAAGAAUGCUGCUGCCAAUUCCAAGCUCAAACAGAUGGUGAAAGAUCAACAAGAAGCUGAGCAGAAGAAGGUUACCAGUCAAGAGAUCCAGCAGACUUUAGCCGAACAGACCAAACACAUCGGCGAGAAACGCAAAGACGUCAUGUCAGACCUGUCCAAGGUAGAACCGGCUGUCAAAGAUGCACAGCAAGCUGUCAAGGGCAUCAAGAAGCAGAACCUAGUGGAGAUCCGAUCCAUGGGUAACCCCCCACAGAUGGUACGACUGGCCCUGGAGUCCAUCUGCAUACUGCUGGGUGAGGCAGCUGCAGACUGGAAGACCAUCAGACAGGUGGUCAUCAAAGACAACUUCAUUAGCACCAUCGUCAACUUCACAACUGAGGACAUCAGUGAUGACAUCAGAGUCAAAAUGCAGAAGUACCUGAGCAACGCUGACUACACUUAUGAGAAAAUAAACAGGGCUAGUGUGGCUUGUGGUCCACUGGUCAAGUGGGCUAUUGCUCAGAUCAAUUUCUCAGAGAUGUUGAGGCGAGUGGAGCCUCUUCGCAAUGAGCUGGUUAGCCUUGAGGUCGAGGCCAACGGCAACAAGAUGAAGCAGGAGGAAGUGAACAAGCUGAUCGCUCAUCUUGAACGUUCCAUCGCUUUCUACAAGGAAGAGUAUGCGCAGCUUAUCAGCCAGGCACAGGCUAUCAAGACAGACCUGGAGAACGUGCAGAUCAAGGUUGACCGUAGCACAGCCCUCCUACGCAGCUUGUCCAUUGAGAGAGAACGCUGGGAGGCUGGUAGUGAGUCCUUCAAGAUGCAGAUGUCUACCAUCUUGGGAGACGUCCUGCUGUCGUCAGCCUUCAUGGCGUACGCUGGUUACUUUGAUCAGAUGAUGAGGCAGAACCUCUUCAACAGCUGGGCCGGCCAUCUGCAGAAGGCUCGCAUCAAGUUCAGGCAUGACAUUGCCAGGGUUGAAUACCUGUCCAAUGCUGAUGAGCGCCUCCACUGGCAUGCCAGUGCUCUACCCUCAGACGAUCUUUGUACAGAAAAUGCUAUCAUGCUGAAGCGAUUCAACAGAUACCCAUUGAUCAUCGACCCAUCAGGACAGGCCACAGAGUUCAUCAUGAAUGAGUACAGAGAUAAGAAAAUCACAAAGACAAGUUUCUUGGAUGAUGCCUUCCGCAAGAACUUGGAGAGCUCUCUGAGGUUUGGAAACCCAUUGCUGGUGCAGGAUGUGGAGAACUACGAUCCCAUCCUGAACCCUGUUCUCAACCGUGAAGUGCGUCGUACAGGUGGUCGUGUGCUUAUCAGUCUGGGUGAUCAGGACAUCGAUCUCUCGCCAUCCUUCAUGAUCUUCCUCUCAACCAGGGAUCCAACGGUUGAGUUCCCACCAGACAUCUGUUCUCGUGUCACCUUUGUCAACUUCACUGUGACUCGCAGCAGUCUCCAGAGCCAGUGCCUCAAUGAGGUACUCAAAGCAGAGCGCCCCGAUGUAGAUGAGAAGAGGUCUGAUCUACUCAAGCUGCAAGGCGAGUUCCAUCUUCGUCUGCGUCACCUUGAGAAAUCUCUACUGCAAGCCCUCAAUGAUGCCAAGGGAAGAAUCUUGGAUUCAGACAGUAUCAUUACCACCUUGGAGACUCUGAAGAAGGAAGCAGCAGAUGUGACCCGCAAGGUAGAAGAGACAGAUCAGGUCAUGGCUGAGGUUGAGAUGGUUUCGCAGCAAUACCUCUCACUAGCCCAGUCAUGCAGUAGUAUCUACUUCUCUCUGGAAGCACUCAACCUGGUGCACUUCUUGUACCAGUACUCUCUGAAGUUCUUCCUGGACAUCUUCCACUCUGUUCUGUGUGAGAACCCUCGUCUCCAGGGAGUGACGGAAUACUCCGCCAGGCUCUCCAUCAUCAUCAAGGAUCUCUUCCAGAUCUCGUACAACCGUGUAGCUCGAGGUAUGCUUCAUCAGGACCACCUUGUGUUUGCUGUGGUACUGUGCCGAAUCCACAUCAGAGGAAUGCAGAGUGAGAGGGAUUACAACUCUGAGUUUGAGCACUUCCUACGAGGGGCAGACCAGACCCUUCGCUCCACACCUGUCCCUAAGAUCGAGGGUCUGACCAACGACCAGUCGGACUCCAUGAUGAGACUUGCCAAGCUACCUGCAUUUGAGGGCCUGCCAGAGUUUGUGUCCUCUAGAAGUGAUUUCACCAAGUGGUUGAACUCCCAGAAUCCAGAACAUUCAGUCCCUCAGUGCUGGAAGGAGGCAACUCCAUUCACUGGCAUUGGUAAAUCUCUUCAUCACUUGCUGCUACUGCAAGCCUUCCGACCUGACAGGCUUCUCGCCUCCAUGCAACACUUUGUUAACGCUGUGUUUGGAGAACAUUUCCUUCAUGCAGCUGAGGUGGAGAUGGACCUGGCCAAUGUGGUAGAAUCUGAGCUGAAGAGCAACACCCCAGUGCUCAUGUGCUCAGUGCCUGGAUACGAUGCUAGCUGGCGUGUGGAUGACAUGGCUGCUGAGCUCAACAAGACCAUUUCUUCCAUUGCCAUUGGAUCUGCUGAGGGAUUCAGUCAGGCUGAGAAGGUCAUCAACUCUUCAACCAAGACUGGAAAAUGGGUGAUGCUGAAGAAUGUACAUCUUGCUCCUCAAUGGCUGGUCCAACUGGAGAAGAAGCUGCACAGUCUCUCACCGCAUCCCAGCUUCCGUCUCUUCCUCACCAUGGAGAUCAACCCCAAGGUGCCAGUCAACCUCCUGCGUGCCGGACGUAUCUUUGUCUUUGAGCCUCCACCAGGUGUGAAGGCUAACCUUCUGCGGACCUUCAGCACUGUACCUGUCUCUCGCAUGAACAAGGCUCCAAGUGAGAGAGCACGUCUGUACUUCCUCCUGGCUUGGCUUCAUGCUAUAAUCCAGGAACGUCUGGUCUACACCCCCCUAGGAUGGGCCAAGAAGUACGAGUUCACCGAGUCUGAUCUGCGCUGUGCUUGUGACACUCUGGACAUCUGGAUUGACACUGUUGCCAAGGGCCGCUCCAACCUGCCACCCAACAAGGUUCCAUGGGAUGCCAUGAAGACCCUCCUCUCCCAGUGCAUCUAUGGAGGACGCAUCGACAACGACUUUGACCAGCGCCUACUGUCGGCCUUUGUAGAGAAGCUCUUCAAUGCAAAGAGCUUUGACUCUGACUUCCCCCUCAUCCCAGACGUUGAAGGAAAGACUAUCUGCAUGCCAGAAGGAAUUAGACGUGAGCAGUUUGUACAGUGGGUGGAGGCCCUCCCUGACAACCAGACACCAUCAUGGCUAGGACUUCCCAACAAUGCAGAGAAGCUUCUGCUCACCACCCAAGGAAUCAGCUUGAUUGGAAAGCUGCUCAGGAUGCAGACCCUAGAGGACGAAGAAGACUUCAUGCAAAGUGCCACCAGUGAAGAAGAGAAGCAAGAGAUAGCUCGCCAUUCCUCGGAUGGUCGCCCUGCAUGGAUGCGUACACUGCAUGCCUCUGCUGCCAACUGGCUCUCACUCAUACCGAAGAAACUGACCUUGUUGAAACGUACAGCUGACAAGAUCAAGGAUCCAUUAUUCAGAUUCUUUGAGAGAGAGGUGAACCAUGGCAACCAGCUACUGAUGGAUGUCCGCAGUGACCUCAAGGAUGUCUUGGAUGUGUGCCAGGGCAAGAAGAAGCAGACCAACAAUGACCGAGCCCUGAUCGAGAACCUGGCCAAGGGCAUGUUGCCCCGUCGCUGGAACCGCUACACUGUACCAGCGGGACUGACUGUUAUCCAGUGGGUGUCUGACUUCAGUGACCGCAUCAACCAGCUCCAGAAGAUCUCCCUGGCAACCACAUCUGGUGGUUCCAAAGAACUCAAGAACCAAAGUGUAUGGUUAGGAGGACUGUUCACCACAGAAGCCUACAUCACAGCCACCAGACAGUAUGUGGCUCAAGCCAACAGCUGGCCACUAGAGGAACUCUACCUUGAGGUGACUGCCUCAGAUCAAGGAUCUCAGUUGAAACUUGAUGACUGCAGCUUUGCUGUUUCAGGACUGAAACUUCAAGGCGCUGUAUGCAAGGAGAACAAGAUUCACUUGACCUCCACCAUCUCCUCGGACCUACCCCAGACUAGCCUACGAUGGAUACAUGUCGAGAGUGGGAAAAGCCCCAACCUCCAGGGCAUGGUGAAGCUGCCUGUCUACUUGAACCAGACCCGGGCUGAUCUUCUCUUCACCCUUGACAUGACCAUGGGCGGAGAUUCUAAAAGUGAACUCAUUUUCUACGAGAGGGGUGUGGCCCUCCUGUGCUCUGGUCUCUCUGCUUAAAAGAGACGACACAAACCUUCAACAAAUAUUAUCUUACUCUUUCUUCUAUUUUGCUUCCCUUCUCUUUUUUUCCUUUUUCAUUCUCUGUCACUCUGUCCUGCUCCCAUUCAACAAUGUUUAUGGAAUUGUUGUGACAGAUAAAGGAGUGAUAAUUUGCGUAUGUGGAUAAUGAAUAUGAUUACUUGAGCACUCUUUGAUAACGAGAGUCACAUGAAAUAUGUAAGCAGGAAUAUAAUACUUUAUUCUAGUCUUACCAUUGAUUUCUAUGUAGUUUUGGGAUGCAUCCAUCGGAUGUUAUAGUUCGGAAUUAACGUCAUAUCUGUCUGUUCUCAUUUUCCUCCUUAUUAUUAUCUAAACUUGUACAACAUCACCCAUAAGUGUUAAAAACAUAUGUUAAAGUAACAUUGGUAAAGACUGUCUUAUCCACUGAUGAUUUGAACAAAAUUUAAAACAUGUCAAAGAAAAUAUCAAGAUGUUGUGAAAAGGUAAAAUUAAGAAGAUGUUAAGAAAAAAAGAAAAAAAUUAUGGUAGUUUUAUGAUUUUUCUCAGCUGAGAUGUUGAGUAUGUGCAUGUGAUUUUGAUCUUAAAAGAUUAUCUUAGUAGAAUAGGACUAUGCUCUUUAUUAACUAUUACUAAACUAAACUAUCAAUUGUUUUUGUUUGAUGUGUAGAAGUAUGCUGUGACAGAUUUGGCAGAAUUAUUUACUUCAAAUUCUUGAAUAAACAAUUUAAAAUAUCAGGAUCUUAUAUCUAUAUCAUUCUAGAUAAUACUAUAGGAUUUAUGAUUAUGACAUGAAGCAAGGUCUUUGCUUGUAAUUAAUACCAAUUUGUGACCAUUGUAUGAAUUGUUCUUUGUAAGUGUUUAUAUAGACAUUGAACCAUGAUUUUAUCCAUAUUGAAAGAGUGAAAAAAAAA